UUCAAAAGGAAAAGAUCCAGAAAAUCAAGUUGAAAAUGUCAACACUUCAAAGAGUUGUCGCAGCUACCACUAUCCGUCCUUUUUUCUUACUUUCUUUUUUCUUUCCUUAAUCAUUUAUACACUUUUUGGAGUGCUAUAGAAUUGAAAGGUAGAAAUUGAAUCAUGGGUACUUGAUUUUUUUUUUAAAGGGGAAAAUUAGUAUUUUAUUUAAAAUGAAAUAUUAAUCUUUAUCAUCUUACUUAAAAGGCAGAAAAACAGACAGAGAGACUAUCUCUUUAUAGAUGAAGAUCAGUUGCAGUGGGAGGAGUUGAAUCUUAUAAGACUGGAAAAACAAACAACAUCAAAUGGGUUGUACCUUAUAAUGAAACUCUUUUAAGAUCAUUCAAAUGCCACUGCAACAUUGAAAUUGUUGCCUCAGUGAGGUCAGUUAAGUAUGUCAUCAGGUACACACUGAAAGGAAAUGACCAGCUGCUGUUCAAAUAAACAGUGAUAAUGAAAUUAGGCAAUACCUAAUGAAUUGGUAUUGUUACGAAACCUGCCGUCGCUCAAACUCGAACCCAGGACCCUACUAAGUCGAGCGAUGACGAUUGACCAGCUCAGUCGAACGGGAAUCCACCACAGAGAGAGAAAACGGUGUUGGGGGAUGGCAGCGAACUCGAACCGGCGACCGGAGAUAACAACAACAACAGGAGGAAGAGAUAGAGAGACGGCGGAAGGCAAUUUGCUUACAUUUAAGAACAGUUUAUACGACUAUUACAACAUCAAAUACAAUGUGAAACAUAGCAGAUAUAUUAAAGAAAAUAACAUGCAACAGAAUUAAAAAGAAAAAAACAACAAUGCAUUUAAACAUAACACGUCGUUCGAAAACAAUCAAAGGCAUGCACGAUACAGAACGUCCGAAGCAAUCAAAACAAAUGUUCAGUACAAUACAGUUCGAAUCAAUGUUCUACAUUAAAGUCUUUCUCUUUCUUUCUUUUUCACUUUAACACAGUUCUUUCUUUUUUUAACAAUUCUUUUCUUCCUCUUCAACAACUCUUUUCACAAUGUUCUUUUUUUUUGCAACACAGUUCACAAUUUACAUAAACAAACAUACCGUUACGAACUCCUACUACAAUAGCCGUGCCUUUCCGCCGUUUUCUCUCUCUUUCGCUCUACAUGUCCCCAAUGCUAUCUGCCUGUCUUUCUCUACUUCUUGCUUGUCAUCUCUCACAUUCACUGUCUGUCUUUCUCAUCGUUGUCGUUGCCUCUUGCCAUCGCCACCUUCUUGGCUGCUGUCUUUUGCCAACUGACUGUCUCUUCCGGCCCUUUUGCUGUCUCAGGCAGAACUGCCCAACAAACCCCAGCGCGUAGCAUUUUAAAGGGUGGUUUCUUAAACUUUCCCUGACCGGAAAAGGGUCAGAGGUCUCUUCCAAACCCAUUAAUCUCCCCAGAAAAUAACAGAACAAAGCGCAAUAAUUUUUUUUCCAGACUCUCCGACUACAAACCAACGAAAACUGGGUCAUAGAACUGCGCAUCGACAUCUUCAACUUGGAGUGGUUCUGACCCAAUGGGUCAUGGCGGAUACAUCUAGUAUCUUUUUUAAACUGUUCUUGUUAUAGAACAUUCUUAUUUUGAAAUUGGAGAUUUCACAGUUCAUACAGACACUUACCGAUGACUUGCAUACAGUGUUUUUGAAAUUACUGACACUUCUACAUUGAAGAAACUUUUUAUAAAAAAAAACACUUUCUUUUGGAAGCAGGAUGCAACAAGAUCCAGUUCUAAGACCAUUUCAUUGUGAAAUUUGUGGUAAAAAUUUCACAUUGAAAAGGGAUUUAAGAAUGCAUUUAAAAACCCAUGUUGUAAAGAAAGCUUUUAGCUGUGAGCUUUGUGGGAAACGUUUUGCUUUAAAUUCUUAUCUGAGGAAACAUAUAAGAACCCAUGCUGGGGAGAAACCUUUCCAGUGUGAGUUAUGUAGGAAAGAAUUCUCCCGAAACUCUUUAUUAAGCCGACACAUACGGACACAUACUGGAGAAAGACCAUUUCACUGUGAUAUUUGUGGUAAAGAUUUUGUUGAUAAUUCAACUUUAAAGAGGCACAUAAGGAUUCAUACUGGUGAGAAACCUUUCCAUUGUGAAAUAUGUGAAAGAGAAUUUGCCCGGAAUUCUCAUCUUAGAGAACAUAUUAAAACACACACAGGAGAAAAACCAUAUCAUUGUGAAAUAUGCGGCAAAGACUUUUCUCAGAAUUCCUAUCUGAAGGAACACAUCAAAAUCCAUACUGGUGAGAAACCUUUCCAGUGUGAAAUUUGUGGAAAGGAUUUUUCUCGGAAUUCCCAUUUAAAAGAACACAUCAAAAUACAUACUGGAGAAAAGCCUUUUCACUGUGAAAUCUGUGGGAAAGAUUUUUCUCAAAAUUCCCAUCUAAAAGAACAUAUAAAAACUCAUCUGAAUGAUAAACCAUAUCACUGUGAAAUGUGUGGGAAUUCCCUGUUAUGUUAUUAUAUGAGAACACAUAUAGAAAGAAGUUCAAUGAUAAAAAUCUAAUACUGCAAUA
This is a messenger RNA of Octopus sinensis (East Asian common octopus), 2532 nucleotides long. Its product is annotated as gastrula zinc finger protein XlCGF49.1-like. Gene Ontology annotation, molecular function: DNA-binding transcription factor activity; RNA polymerase II cis-regulatory region sequence-specific DNA binding. Gene Ontology annotation, biological process: regulation of transcription by RNA polymerase II. The record is from RefSeq and is a predicted model, not a curated record. Bases 1740 to 2522 code for a protein of 260 amino acids. NCBI's taxonomy places the organism in Eukaryota, Metazoa, Mollusca, Cephalopoda, Octopoda, Octopodidae. The transcript has 2 exons.